GCACUGUGGGAUGGAAACCGGAGCGGCGCGUCCUGGCGGGACCGGGCGGCGGCGGCGGGGCCGGCGGCGGCCAGGGACCCGGGCUUAGGCUCGGCCGGGCCGGCUGAGGACGCAGGCGGCCAGCGGGCGGCAGGCGCCGUCAUGAACGCGGCGGUGGUGAGGCGGACGCAGGAGGCGCUGGGGAAGGUGAUACGGAGGCCGCCGCUGACAGAGAAGCUGCUGAGCAAGCCCCCGUUCCGCUACCUGCACGACAUCAUCACAGAGGUGAUUAGAAUGACUGGUUUCAUGAAGGGCCUCUACACAGACGCCGAGAUGAAGUCUGAUAAUGUGAAGGAUAAAGAUGCAAAAAUUAGCUUCCUACAAAAGGCCAUAGACGUGGUUGUAAUGGUGUCGGGAGAGCCACUGUCAGCCAAACCAGCCCGAAUUGUGGCCGGGCAUGAGCCUGAAAGAACAAAUGAGCUGCUCCAGAUAAUUGGAAAAUGCUGUCUCAACAAGCUCUCCAGUGACGAUGCGGUACGGAGGGUUUUAGCUGGAGAGAAGGGAGAAGUGAAAGGCCGGGCCUCACUGACCUCAAGAUCUCAGGAGUUGGAUAAUAAGAAUGUGCGAGAAGAGGAGUCCAGAGUUCACAAAAAUACAGAGGAUAGAGGAGACGCUGAAAUAAAAGAGAGAAGUACAAGCAGAGAUCGAAAACAGAAAGAAGAAUUGAAAGAAGACAGCAAGCCAAGAGAAAAGGACAAGGACAAGGGGAAGGCCAAGGAGAAUGGCGGAAACAGACACAGAGAAGGGGAGAGAGAGAGAGCCAAAGCCCGGGCCAGGCCAGACAGCGAGCGACAGAAAGACAGAGGCAACAGGGAGCGGGACAGAGACUCCGAGCGUGAGAAGGAGACAGAGAGAAAGAGUGAGGGGGGAAAAGAGAAGGAGAGACUGAGAGACAGGGACCGAGAGCGUGACCGAGACAAAGGGAAGGACAGGGACAGACGGAGAGUGAAAAACGGGGAGCACUCCCGGGACCUGGACAGGGAGAAGAACAGAGAGCAUGACAAACCCGAGAAAAAGUCAGCAAGCUCAGGGGAGAUGUCUAAAAAGUUGUCAGAUGGAACUUUUAAAGACUCCAAGGCUGAAACAGAGACUGAGAUUUCCACUAGAGCAUCCAAGUCAUUGACAACAAAAACAUCAAAACGGCGAUCCAAAAAUUCAGUGGAAGGAACAAAAGAAGCUAAUAUUAAGUCAACUAGUAUUUCAGAUGAUAAUUCAGCUUGUCUGCGGUGUGAGAAUACUGAGCCCGACCCCGCAGAGAAGCAGAAAGGUGACUCCGCCAGUGAUGCAGAAGGAGACGUUGGACCUGCUGGCCAAGAUAAGUCUGACGUGCCAGAGACUCCAGAAAUUCCUAAUGAGCUUUCAUCCCACAUCAGAAGAAUUCCUCGGCCUGGGAGUGCAAGACCAGCCCCUCCCCGGGUCAAACGGCAAGACAGUGCAGAGGCGUUACCAACAGAUAGAUCAGGGAGUGGUAAAACUGUCUCAAAUGUGAUUGUAGAGUCGCACAAUUCUGACAAUGAAGAGGAUGAUCAAUUUGUGGUGGAAGCUGCCCCUCAGCUCUCUGAAAUGUCAGAAAUUGAAAUGGUAACAGCAGUGGAACUAGAAGAAGAGGAGAAGCAUGGUGGACUUGUGAAAAAAAUUUUGGAGACGAAGAAAGAUUAUGAGAAAUUGCAGCAGUCAUCCAAACCUGGGGAGAAGGAGCGAUCUCUCUUUGAGUCGGCGUGGAAGAAGGAGAAGGACAUCGUUUCCAAGGAGAUAGAGAAGCUCCGCACGUCCAUCCAGACCCUGUGCAAGAGUGCACUUCCCCUGGGGAAGAUCAUGGACUACAUCCAGGAAGACGUGGAUGCCAUGCAGAAUGAGCUGCAGCUGUGGCACAGCGAGAACAGGCAGCACGCCGAGGCCCUGCAGCAGGAGCAGAGGUUGGGGGUAGCAGGGGGGUAG
Messenger RNA from Chlorocebus sabaeus (green monkey), 1977 nucleotides. The record is from RefSeq and is a predicted model, not a curated record. Lineage: Eukaryota; Metazoa; Chordata; Mammalia; Primates; Cercopithecidae.